Molecule: messenger RNA, 549 nt
Organism: Adineta ricciae
Lineage: Eukaryota; Metazoa; Rotifera; Eurotatoria; Adinetida; Adinetidae
Source: the annotation of a GenBank genome assembly
AUGUUCUGUCAAAUUUUGAUAUUUUUCUUAUUAACUGUUCUAUACACCACUUCGAUAGUAUCUGCUGUUCAAUGUCAUAAUUCUGACUGCUUUAUCAAUUUAAAUCGUACUAUCGAUAUUAUUAAUACAACACACUGUACGUACAGUGCAGCAGAUGUUUGUACCACUUCAUUAGAGAUCGAACUGUUACCAAGUGAAGGAAUCCUAACAACAACGGUCUGGUUUCGAAAGAAAUCCAUAACACAAAAAUUCAUUUACUUAUGUACAACUGACGCCUUCUGUGGCAAAGAUCGUGCUCAAGAACUUUUUCAUCAAGCUAAAGCAUUGAAUGGUGAUUCAAUAUUGAACAAUCUAACAGAAUCUCUGCAUCAGACUUCAGCAAAUAACAAUCCAAAGUGUAAGAAUGAACAAAAUGAGGAGGUAACUUGCAAUAGCGGUAUCUGUCAAGCGAUAAUUUAUAGUGGAAACGAUGUUGUAACCCGAGCAUGCGUUUCACCACGCGAAACACAUAGAUGUCAUAAUACCAUUACACCGGGUAUCCAAGCCUAG